UUUGAAUGUAUUUGUAUUUCAGCCACCAAAUAUAAGCUCUCAAGGUAUACUAAACAAGCCAUAGUCUGUAUAUUUAAUAUUUUCUAUCAUAGGGCAGUUGUGAUUAUUGUAUUAUUGGAUACUUUUUAUAGCCUAAUCUAUCCGUGCUGUCAAUAAUCCAGUAGUAAAUAGGACAUUAUUAAAGUUUCAUCCACAGAUUGUACCAGUUACCUCUAGGCUACUUAUGGUUGAAAUAAACCAUAUAUGGGCCCAGUCGAUCUUUUCAGAAGCAAGAAAAUACCAAUCAGAAAUAGGCUAUGUCACCCACGUAUUAUUUAAUUGGCUUUAUUAAAAGUUGUGAAAAGUUUCAUGCGCAGCAGCAGAAGCUUGUGACACGACAAAUUGACCCUCAUGAGGUCAAACCAGACAGAGGAGAGCUCCUGCUGUCCAAUCACAAAGCUCCCCAAGCAUCUGGACGUCCGGGUCUUGGACCAAUCAGCGAGCGCAGCGCGGAGUCAGAGGGGACAGCGACCACAGAUAAAAUGUUUGACUUCCAUCCAUCCUCUCAAUCCAUCCUCCCAAUCCUCGCAGGACUGUUAGCAGCCUGCACUUUGAGUUAAACUCCCACCUCAGCACGCAUCUGUUACUGGAUAACGGUCAACUACCUAUCUGAGGGAUUCAGACUUCUUUUUCCUGUUGGGGCAACUUGUUACUCAAGGAAAAGGAGCACCGUGUCUGUAGCUGCAUAUAACCAACGGAGGGUGUUUUGUGGGAUUAAAAAGCGACACUGUUACCUGACAUUAAGUCAGGAGUCAUGACAGCGCUUGCAGGAGGUUUACCGAGAAUGAUGAGACCCAGUCCUCACCAGAACUACCCGAGGGGAGGAUACUCUCUCGAAGUCUCCACUCCGUUAGGACAGGGUCGGGUCAACCAGCUCGGCGGUGUCUUCAUAAACGGCAGACCUCUACCCAACCAUAUCCGCCAUAAAAUCGUGGAGAUGGCCCAUCACGGUGUCCGGCCGUGUGUCAUCUCCCGUCAGCUCCGGGUGUCCCAUGGCUGCGUCUCCAAAAUCCUCUGCCGUUACCAGGAGACUGGCUCCAUCAGGCCGGGGGCCAUCGGAGGCAGCAAGCCAAAGCAAAGCGCGUCUCCAGAGGUGGACAAGAAGAUCGAGGAGUACAAGAGAGAAAACCCGGGCAUGUUCAGCUGGGAAAUCAGGGACAAAUUGCUGAAAGAUGGGGUCUGCGACAGGAACAACGUUCCCUCGGUAAGCGCCAUCAGUCGCGUCAUGCGGUCAAAAUUCGGUGGAAUUGGUGAGGAUGACGAAGACGACGAUGAAGGGGUGAAGAGGGAGAUGGAGGAAAACGAACCACGGACAAAACACAGCAUCGACGGCAUUCUGGGAGACAGAUCCAGUCACUCAGAUGAGGGCUCCGACGUAGACUCAGAGCCAGGCCUACCUCUGAAGAGGAAGCAACGCCGCAGUCGGACCACCUUCACAGCAGAACAGCUGGAAGAGCUGGAGAGGGCCUUCGAACGCACACACUACCCUGACAUCUACACACGAGAAGAGCUGGCUCAGAGAGCCAAACUCACGGAGGCUCGAGUUCAGGUGUGGUUCAGCAACAGAAGAGCUCGGUGGAGGAAGCAAGCAGGAGCCAAUCAACUGAUGGCUUUUAACCACCUCAUCCCUGGCGGUUUUCCACCAUCAGCUAUGUCAGGCCUGCAGCCCUAUCAGCUGUCAGACAGCCCCUACCCUCCUACUUCCAUUGCUCAAGCAGCAUCAGAGCAGCCCAGUACAGUCCACCGACCGCAGCCUCUGCCCCCCACCUCCGUGCACCAGAGUGGGCUCAGCUCAUCGGCAGGCUCCCAGGAUGGAGGCUCUGCAUACUGCCUGUCCUCUGGACGUCAUGGUUUCUCAGGAUACUCGGACAGUUUUGUGGCCCCGACAGGACAUGCCAACACUGUCAACCCCGCCAUCAGCAACAGCCUCUCACCACAGGUGAUGGGCCUUUUGAACCCAGGUGGAGUACCACAUCAGUCUCAGAGUGACUUUGCCCUCUCCCCACUGACCGGAGGCCUGGAGCCUAAUGGUGGCAUGGCUGCCAGCUGUCAUGGCUCCCAGCGCCUGGAGGCUUUACCAGGCCUGACCAGUAUGCCUACCCUGCCUAGCACCCAGUCUUACUGCCCACCCUCCUACACCUCACAAGCCUACGCCAUGGACCACCAUCCAUCCUACCAGUAUGGGCAAUACAGUCAAAGCAAGGUGCCUUUCAUUAUAUGAAGCCCCCAGCAUGGCCUGAGCAUGAGGCUUCCCCCGGCCAGUCUGACAUUCAUCGCCAGAGAACACCCCCACCCAUUGCCUUUGCCAAGCUUCCUGGGCAGGCUGGAGAACAGCUAGAGAAAGGAAUUGAGUGUGUGGAGGGGUUGAGGUGUUCUCCCUCAGCAAGGGAACCACUUGAGAUGGUGGUGCAGCAAUGGCGAUGGAGGGGGUUGACUGCAAUAAUUAAGACCAAAGGCACAGCCUCUCCUAUUACCUGGCACUCGCUUUGCUUGUGCGUCACGUCACGCUCCAAGGACCGAGUACGGUUGUCCAUGCUUGAAGAGGAAAAGAAAAGGGGUGGGAGGGGAAAGUAAAUACAUUCAAGAUUCUGUGUUUGAUUUUUGUAAUAAGUGGCAGAGAUGGAAGUUGAGGCGGACUUUGUGAGCAGCGUUGCCCCCUGUGCUUUCAGGGCCAAUAAUGAUAGACAAGAAGUGGAUUCUUAAGGUUGAUGGUCAUCAAAAGGCUGGGUGGUGAUAACUUCUUGUGCUCAGUCGCAAGGAUCUCUUCAUCACAAUGUCUUAGGAAAAUGAUGUGACUGUACAUUGAUGUGAUUCUUGUAUGAGACAUCGACGAUGAAAAUGUGACUACACCGGGAAAAGCAGCAGAAAGGCACGAAUCAAGGCCGAGUGGAGUCAUAGCGAAACCACUGCAACCCAAAGAAAGUGCAAUACAUUCAUACCUCAUGUGAUGUAAAUUUAACACAGAUCAAAUAUCCCCGAUUAUAUCCUCAAAAACACGCUCUCUCC
Scomber scombrus (Atlantic mackerel) is the source of this 3045-nucleotide messenger RNA. It is a transcript of the gene pax3a, whose product is annotated as paired box 3a. The coding region runs from base 794 to 2260 and encodes 488 amino acids. The transcript is spliced from 9 exons. Gene Ontology annotation, biological process: regulation of transcription by RNA polymerase II; anatomical structure development. NCBI's taxonomy places the organism in Eukaryota, Metazoa, Chordata, Actinopteri, Scombriformes, Scombridae. The record is from RefSeq and is a predicted model, not a curated record. Gene Ontology annotation, molecular function: DNA-binding transcription factor activity, RNA polymerase II-specific; RNA polymerase II cis-regulatory region sequence-specific DNA binding.